Molecule: messenger RNA, 1342 nt
Organism: Botrytis deweyae
Lineage: Eukaryota; Fungi; Ascomycota; Leotiomycetes; Helotiales; Sclerotiniaceae
Exons: 2
Coding region: 54-665 (203 amino acids)
Biological process (GO): N-terminal peptidyl-methionine acetylation
Cellular component (GO): NatC complex
Molecular function (GO): protein-N-terminal amino-acid acetyltransferase activity
Source: RefSeq, a predicted model, not a curated record
CAUAAUAAUAAGUAGAGACCUCACAAACAACCACUUCGAUAAUUUCCGCAAACAUGGCUUCAGAGACCAGCUCCACAACACCUAUAUCUACAAGCAAUAAAGAUUUACCAGCCGAACUACGAUAUAUACAAUACGAGCAUUCACUCGAGAAACAAUAUUUACCCUCAAUUCGAGCCCUGAUAUCUAAAGAUUUGAGCGAACCUUACAGCAUCUAUGUGUAUCGAUAUUUUCUAUACCAAUGGGGAGAUUUAUGUUUUAUGGCACUCGACCCCUCUCUCCCUCUAACCCCCACAACUACCCCCCCUCUCCACGGCAUCCUUAUCGCCAAACUCGAAACUCAUUCCUCACACUCCCCACCCACCCUUCGCGGAUACAUAGCCAUGCUCGCAGUCUCAUCAUCAUUUCGCGGUCAGGGCAUCGCAACCAAAUUGGUAAAACUGGCAAUUGAUGCGAUGGCUGCCAGAGGAGCAGAUGAAAUAGUUCUAGAAACCGAAGAGGGGAAUGUGGCCGCAAUGAGAUUAUAUGAACGACUGGGAUUUGUGAGGAGUAAGAAGUUGAAUAGAUAUUAUUUGAAUGGGAGUUGUGCAUAUAGAUUGGUGCUGCAUUUGAAGAGGGUGGGCGACAUGAGUGGGAUGGUGGAGGGAAGGGAUGAGGAUUAUGUUUAAGGUCUAUUCGUGAGGGAAUAUGAAACGACUAGUGAUGGUGAAAGACCAAUCUUCGAACGUCUAGUACUAUCGCAGAGUAAGAGAGGCCUGGAGGUAAGGAUGCGAACGAAAUAGAGGUAGCGAUUGGGGUCCCGGUGACAACGGGAGAAACGCUGAGGAUAUACAAUGGGAUUUUGUAUUGAAUUUUCAUACCCCCAUCUCACCAUAUCUGCACCAACACGCCGGCCAAUUAAUAAAAGAGGAUGUCUGGACAACUUGUCAGUCAAGAAAAGUUUCCGAGACGGCGAGGACAAGGAAGAAGAAGCUAGUCAGUUCAGAUACGGGCCCGCCACUCUCAUCUGUGAAUAACGAAGGGUAGUAAUCGACCAAAAGAGUAAGUAAAAGCUGCCCACUAUACGCAAGGAAUCUCUGUAGCAGUUGAUACAGUAAGAUAGUAGACAACUCCAAUCUUACCUGCUUGUACCCAAAGUAAUUAUCUGUAAAUUCCAAAUCCCAACACUCCAUUCGUCAACCUCCACUCUUGAAAUCAAACUCGGGGAAUUUCAGGACGAUGCCUACUUCCAAGACGGCAGGUAGCAGCUCGUUUCAUAUCACUCUCCUCACCAUCUCCCAAGAAUGAUAGAUACCUAGGUACCCAAUAGAAACUUUAAAAGAAAUAUAUAUACCUCGCUACAAAC